Cuculus canorus (common cuckoo) is the source of this 2022-nucleotide messenger RNA. Its product is annotated as tektin-3-like. Gene Ontology annotation, cellular component: nucleus; microtubule cytoskeleton; sperm flagellum. The record is from RefSeq and is a predicted model, not a curated record. The coding region runs from base 447 to 1919 and encodes 490 amino acids. Gene Ontology annotation, biological process: cilium assembly; cilium movement involved in cell motility. Lineage: Eukaryota; Metazoa; Chordata; Aves; Cuculiformes; Cuculidae. The transcript is spliced from 8 exons.
UUGGGGGAAAAAAGAAGUGCAUUCCCUAAAUAGACAGGCUGGAAUUGAGAAGUGAUGGCUUUCAACUCUGACCACGAGUGAUCGCCUCUGGAGCUUCCAAACCCCUUGAGGUGUCUUGGAGCUGCUGAUGGCCCUUUGGGUGGUGACUAGAAUGGAUCACUGGCUUGUUGGGUUGACGGAGCUGUUCUCUUCCUUAGAGACCUCUCUGGCCACCCAGCCCUGGAUGUGCCUUGGCACCAUCCACUACACUACGUGGGAGCCCAUCGCAUGGCUGGGAGGACACACACCUGCAAGGCUGCAGCCUGGAGCAAGAAGAGGAUGCCCCAGCCAUGCUCAGUGUGUCCUGGCAGAGAGAAUCGAAGGCAUCCCAUGGAAAAAUGAAGCUGGGCAGCGCAACCUACUGAAGUUUCUUCCACCGACACAGAUCUGCAUAGCAGAGUUCAAGAAUGGAAUUUAUCGGCUCUCCCUUAAGCGCAACACGCGCCCAUCCAAGAUCAACAUCUAAUGGCUUUCUUCCUGCCAUCAGCACCGUGGGUUCACGCAAUAAGAACCAUUUGCCUUCGUACCCAUUGUCUCAGAGCUGCAAGCUCCCUCGGGUACCCAGUGCCUACUACAAACCAGCCACUAUCGAGCCCACUUUGGCUCCCUACUCCAAGACUCCCCAGGAGUCAACCAGCAGCAAGGGGGUUCCAUUGAUUUCCAGCAGAACAACCCUCUUCCCCCGCUACACCACUGACGACUGGCACAAGUCCAAUCAGACCAACUACAAAGAGUCAAAGGCUUGCCGGCAGUCAGCCGAGCUUCUGAGGCUUGAUACCUCCCGCCUCAUUCAGGAUAAAAACUGGCAGACAAAGAAAACACAGGAAGAAAGCUCUAAAACCCUUCAAGUGCGCAUCAAUGAGAUGAAAUUUUGGAAAACAGAGCUCUACCGUGAGCUGGAUGAGAUGGUCAAGGAGACCAACGCGCUCACGGGUGAGAUAAGAGAACUGGAGAGAGCCUUGGCCAAGACAGAGGCCCCUCUGCAGGUUGCGGAGCAGUGCUUGCUCCACCGUGACAAGAGGCUGGGCAUCGACCUAGUCCAUGAUGACGUGGAGAAACAGCUUCUCACGGAAGUCCAUGUCAUCAGGUCGUGCCAGGAAAGGAUGCGGCAGUGCCUGGAUAUGGCAAAUGACCAGCUCAGGUCUAACAGGAUGGCCCAGCAUGAGCUGGAGAAGGACCUGGCUGACAAGCAGGUGGCCCACCGCAUCGAUGAAAGGUGCCACCAGCUGAGGAACACCUCUGAAGGCAUCAACUUCUACCGAGGGGUGGAGCGAAUUGAUGCCACGAUCUCCUUGCCAGAGUCAUGGGUCAAGUUCACAGAUGGCAACAUCCUCCGCUCCCAGAAGGAACGGGCAGCCUCUGCCAAGAUGCGGAAUAACAUCAGAGAUCUGCUGGCGGUGACGGCCAACGAGAUGAUGUGCCAGUUCAAUGAGGUGAACGUCGCCUUCAGCAACCGCAUCGCUGAGACAGCCGAUGCCAAGGACAGGAUUCAGACCCAUCUGAGCAAGACACUGCAGGAAAUAUUCCAGAUGAAGAUGUACAUCGAAGCCAUUCGAAAAUGUAUUAGAGACAAAAUGGCUCCCUUUAAAGUGGCUCAGACCCGUCUGGAUAAGCGCACAUGGAGACCAAACGUAGAGCUGUGCCGGGACAACGCCCAGCUGCGCCUUGUCAAAGAAGUCUAUGAAAUCGAUGAGACGGUCCAUACCCUUCAGCAUCGGCUGAGAGAUGCUGAGGACACGCUGCAGAAGCUGGCUCAUCUCAAGUCGACCCUGGAGCACGACUUGGCUGCCAAAGCCAACACACUCUUCAUUGACCAGGAGAAGUGCAUGGGGAUGCGCAAAACCUUUCCCCAAACUGUCCGCAAGAUUGGUUACGUUUAGACUGGGCUUAGCUGAGCUCCCAGUAUCUGUUGUGGGAGGCGUUCCUAGUUUCGCUAAGAUUCUUCAAAUUCUACUGUUAGACUCUCUUAUUAAAAGCUGCAAU